AUGGCGAGCAAUGAUAGUAUCUCCCUCGUGGACAACACCGCUCCGCAACAAUCGUCGGGCCAGGAGUCCGCUCAUCGAGCUUCCACGGUCGGUCGCCAAGGAACCCUGACGAAGCACCUGAGCCGAACAUCUGUACAAAGCCAACUCGCAAAACGGAAAUUUGCAAAAUGGCAACCAGAUAAACUCGGCCUCUCAUCAACAGACACAGAAAUCUCCCCGAGUAGGGAGUCGUCCCGAGUGCGUGGAUCGAUAUCAGGCGCAAGUUCAGCUGCCGGACCAAGUGCCCUCUUCUUCUUGAAUGAAGAUGGAGCAAGAUCCGGUGAAGCACCAGAAGACGCCUCAACUGCCGACUUUGCGUCUUCGCAAGUCCUGAGCCAGACAGAUACUUCUCAGUCAGCUACAUUGAAACAGCAAACUACCAACUCUGAAGGCCCGAAGGCGCGCUCGAAACUGGACGUUCUUUAUGAAAACCAGCGGGGGACUUUCUUCUUCGGUAUCCCUCUUUACUCGCAUAGUUCACUGCUGAACUUCGACCCCGGCGCCUGGAUGACGCAGGAUAGGCGUGAGAGCGCAGUCAAUAUCACCAAUGCUCAAGUACCGGAUCCGAGUUGGCAAUGGGCUUGGAAGACAUGGUAUGUAGACAUGUCUGGUGAUGUAGACGAUCAGGGAUGGCAGUAUGCCUUUUCAUUUGGCUCAUCGCAGUGGCACGGCACGCAUCCGUGGUUUCAUUCUUUUGUCCGGCGGAGACGUUGGGUUCGAUUGCGACACAAGAUUACUGAAACACGUCGGGGUCGAUCAGAUUAUGAGCGGUCGCAUAUGCUUAAUGACGAUUAUUUCACUAUCCAUUCUUCGAGGGUGACGAGCCGGUCGCAGAGUGUGGCUGGACUGAGUCGUGUUGAGUCUGGAUUCUUGAGUCGCGUGAGCACCAAGAUGGAUGAGCAGGUACAUCUGGAGGAGAUUGAUGAUAUUCCGUCUUUGAUGCAUGAAUUGAAGCUUGCUUCGAUUGACCGAGAGAAAAUCGAGGUGUUGAAGAAGUUUGUGCAGAAUGGGGCUGAGGAAUUGUACUAUUUGAACGACAGGGUAAGUUGCGAAACUCUCACGCUAUUCAUGAGUAGAUGUUUUUCUAAUGAUGGGGGACAGAUUCCCGAAAUAAUGUCAUUGUUCCUCUUCCAGACAUCACGCUGGCAAUUCGUGACCUAUCUCGUCGGCAUCGCUCAACAAUUGUCCAAGGAGAUCACCGAGUCUGACGAUGAUAACGGUCAAGCUCAACGCAAGAAAGAAAAUCUUGUCCGAGUAAUAGAAAGCGCCCGAAGUCAUAUCACCGGUCCAGAAGUAUUCACUGAUGAUCAGGGCGAGUCGGCUGUAGACCUGCUUGACCUGACACCUGUGUCUCGCCAUGACACUCUGCUUGCUAAAAAAGCGGAGACUACCGACGAUUCAUCGCGUGUUCUCAAGGGCAAGGAAAUCAAGGGGAUACCUAAGGCAGCUCAGGUUGGCCGUGAAUGGCACAUUUACUGA
Penicillium maclennaniae is the source of this 1518-nucleotide messenger RNA. RefSeq lists its product as uncharacterized. Gene Ontology annotation, cellular component: membrane. NCBI's taxonomy places the organism in Eukaryota, Fungi, Ascomycota, Eurotiomycetes, Eurotiales, Aspergillaceae. The record is from RefSeq and is a predicted model, not a curated record. The coding region runs from base 1 to 1518 and encodes 505 amino acids. The transcript has a single exon.